Messenger RNA from Pristis pectinata (smalltooth sawfish), 4321 nucleotides. RefSeq names its product repulsive guidance molecule BMP co-receptor b (gene rgmb). Lineage: Eukaryota; Metazoa; Chordata; Chondrichthyes; Rhinopristiformes; Pristidae. Gene Ontology annotation, molecular function: coreceptor activity. Bases 40 to 1470 code for a protein of 476 amino acids. The record is from RefSeq and is a predicted model, not a curated record. Gene Ontology annotation, cellular component: plasma membrane. The transcript has 5 exons. Gene Ontology annotation, biological process: BMP signaling pathway.
GCAGCAGCAGCACUCAUCUGUGUUGCUGUAUAUUUUUAAAUGAUUAAAAGCACCGUGGAGCUCAGAAGAAUUUUCUGGUCGAGGAGAGGUUCCUGCAGCUUCUACCCCUUCUCGGUGGAGUAUUUGAGAAACUCUCUGGGACCUGAAUGGAUGGGCAUGGGGGAAACAGGCUUCUACUACCCCGGGGCUGAGCGCCCGACCACAGUCUUCACCUUCCUGCUGCUUUUCAUCUCGACGUUUGCCAACACAGGAGACUGCCAGCAGCAGCAGCACUACCAGUGCAGGAUCCAGAAGUGCACGACCGACUUCGUGGCCCUCACGUCGCAUCUGAACGCCGCUCUUAAUGCUUUCGCCUCCGAGUUCUGCAUCGCCCUGCGGGCUUAUGCCCUGUGCACCGAGCGCACGGCCAAAGCCUGCCGGGGCAACCUGGCCUUCCACUCGGCCAUGCUGGGCAUCAGCGACCUGAUGAGCCAGAGGAACUGCUCCCGCGAAGGGCCCACGUCGAUCGCGGCGCAGGACCUGGUGCCCGUCAGUCACAACAUGGGCAUCUGCGACUAUGAGAGCCGGGCGGGGGCGGCGGCGGUGCGCGGCCACCGCGCUGCAGCGGGCGUCGAGCUGCGGGCUGCCCGCCGCCGCUACGUCUUCUGCGGCUUGUUCGGCGAUCCGCACCUCAGGACUUUCAGGGAUCACUUUCAGACUUGCAAAGUGGAAGGAGCCUGGCCCCUGAUCGACAACGACUACUUGUCGGUGCAAGUAACCAACGUCCCUGUUGUGCAGGGAUCCAGCGCCACAGCCACCAACAAGAUAACCAUCAUAUUCAAAACCUACCAUGACUGUACAGAUCAGAAGGUUUACCAGGCAAUGACAGAUGAUUUGCCUGCAGCAUUCAUAGAUGGUACAACAGUGGGAAAUGGCUGGAUAAAGACUCUGUGGAUAGUAGAGAAAGCCAAUGGUAAACAUGUGGAGGUGCACGCAAAAUACAUAGGAAUGACUGUAAUUGUGCGGCAAGUGGGACGUUAUUUAACGUUUGCAUUGAGGAUGCCUGAGGAAUUGGCGCUGAAUGAAAACGACAGCCAGGGACUGCAGCUUUGUGCUCGUGGCUGCCCAAUGAAUGAACGCAUCGACGAAGGUGGCCAUCUCCCGCUUCCAGCCAAUAGUCAAAACCAUCCACAGCACCCGCAGGCCCAACCAAGAGGUGCCUACACAUUAGAGAGUGCAACGGCUAAAUGCCAUGAAAAAAUCCAAGUAAAGGAUGUCUAUUUUCACUCCUGUGUUUUUGACCUUCUGACAACUGGAGAUGCAAACUUUACAGCAGCAGCUUAUAGUGCACUCCAAGACCUGGAGACAUUGCAUCCAAAGAGAGAGCGCUGGCAUAUUUUCCCCAGGGGUAACAACGUUGCCCAGAACAACAGUGUAUUAUUUAACAUUUAUGUUGGACUGUUUUCCUUUGUUGUGAUUGUGUUUUUGUAGGUUUUUUAGUUUAUAAAAAUAUUAAAUAUAUAUUGUUAUAAUAUAUUCAGAAAAGUAUAUAUGUAUAUACAGUAUAUAUGAUGGGAUGGCAAUCCUGAGCAAACGUAAGACUGUACAUAUUGUGUAAUUUGUUAUGUAAGUUCAUAUGAAUUCAGUUGUAGUAUUAUGUACUUUUUGUUGAAAGUUAUUUUGCAAGUUGUGUGUGAAUUGAUAUCCCUACAGUAGGGUCUGUUGUUACAAAGGGCACUUUAUGUUUCUACGUACUGAUACUUAAAAUGGCUACCGGUAAAUGUGUUCAGAGUUACAGCGCUGUCUCUCAAAUCAGAAAGUUUGAUAUUCAGCCUCGGAAGGAUUACCAGUUUUGCUUUUUGGUUUCAAAAUGGAUAACUGUUUGUAUAAGCGGUGAUUGUCUAAAUAUGUAAAUAGUUAACUUAUUUAUAAACCAAAUGUCCUGCUAGAAGAACAUAGAGCAGAUUCUGUGCUAUUUCUGAUGUUCGCUCUGCUGUGUUAGUGAUGCCACCUAGUGGAUUGCACUUGAGUUACUUCAGUGUUCAGGUGACCAGUGAUUAUAAAAUCUAAUUUGUGAUUAUAAAAAAGGACUUAAAUGCCUUUUAUAUUGUGAUGUGUUAGUUAUCCCUUCUGGUCACUGCCCCCCAAAAAGAAAAUACACAGAACCUCCUGUAUUGAAUUGAAAUUCAAAACAAAAAUCUGCCAUGAAUUUUUUAUUCCAAACCAGUAAAUAUGUUUUUCUAGGUAUUUCCACAAUAACUACCUUUUCAAACUUUUUCUACUUAACUGUAAUGGAAGCAUCCAGUUUUGUUAAAUCUUUAUUCUCCUUUGUCUUUUAAGGUUUAUCUGGUCAAGAUGUUGCUUUCAGACUUCGGCCAGUCUGCAUCUAAAGGUUUAGAGAAUCAUGAACCACAUCUGGUCGAUUUCCUGGUGUCUCAUUCCUCACUGAUACUGUGGAUUUGUUUUUGAAGGAGGAAAUGCAAAUGCAGUUUCACCAGUCAUAAUUACUAAUGUCCUUCACAUUUCUGCAGUACUUUCUCCUUAUUCACAUUUCUACAUUGUUGGCAAACAGUGCUAUAAAACUCUGGUAAAUUACCCAGCUGGUUUCUUGGAUUCAUGAACCAAUUCAGUUGGGAAUGGGGUCUUGCUAAGUGAAAGCCAUGUGCAAGUUGGUCUCAUCAAAAUUUUAUAAACUCUUGCAUAUGUCUGUGGAUGGUUUGCUGCAGCUUUUACGGAGGUGGAGCUGGUAAGAAGGGUGCUACGUAGGUGCUGAAUUUUCCAACCACCAUGUAAUGGUUCACCAUCCCUGAGCUACAAAAAAGAUCCUCCUCCAGAGAUGAUGACCAGUUGCCUUGUCUUAUUUUAGGAAAGUCCAGUCAAAUAUAUUUUGACUGAUCACUGUGUUGGAAUCAUUUUUUCAAAUUGGGCACAGUAAACACUUGAGCAAUUCCCACACUCACCAUAAAUGUAUGCUUACAAGAUAAAAAGUACUGAUGGGGUCUAUGUGAGUUAGAAAUGAGUUGUGAUAGUUUUGUUUACUAUGUAGCUACUAACUGAACUGCUGGAAACUGCACUAUAACUGAGCAUAUUUAUCACGUCGAAAGAACGGAUUUUCUCUUCAGAACAAGGUAGAGAAAUCAUGGAUCAGCUGUUGAGUCAUUGUUGAGCCCCUAAUUUCUUUUUUUCCCUCCGUCUUUUUUGUGCUAAAGUUCUGGUAAUGCCAGUAAGGUUAGAGCAGUUUCACCAAGUAUCUUGUGUACCACCUGCUUCAUCAAAGUGGAAAACCUGCAAGUUUGUGUAUUUGAAGUUGCUAUUGAAAUCAAACGUGCUGAUAAAACGUGCAUUAAAAUUCUGUUAGGAAAUACACAUGUAGUGUUCAUGUCUUGAAUUAAACUGAUACGCUACGUCUUAUUGUACAUGUGGAGGAAAUGAUUAUACGCCUUUAAUGUGAAUGUUUUUAAAACAAUGGGAAAUGUUCGCUUAUAUUCACAAUCAUAUUAGAAUAACUUUAUUACUAUUAGGUGUGGGUUGUAGAGUUCAUGUGUGUCUUAGUGGCCUCAUUAGUUGAACCAACAAGUCCCAUUUGAUAAUUUGCAAAGAGAAUUGCUAUAAAUAUUUCUACUCUACCAGCAUAGUGGAAUCCAUGUGAGAGAUUUCUAAGUCCAGGAGAAUGUUUUUGAUCUUUUCCUGGAGGAGUACAAAAUAACCAGCAACGAUUAGAUUAGGUCUAACAAAUUCACUGCUGACAGAAGGGCUGAUUUGAACUGCCCAUUUGGGGAAAUAAAAUUAGGUGAGUUGCAGAUUCAUGGGCUAGCAAACCUUCUUUUCCUGGAUGCAUCCCACUACCUUAGUGAAUACAGCCCUCACUACAUACAGCAUUGAAAUAUUUCUCUGAGGGAUCCAAGCUAAUAAGAAAGGAUUUUCAAUUCCUAUUCAUGACUGACACAGCAGCCUGCUAACAAAGGCCAAAGAGGAUUCCAGCAGGAGAGAACAGAUCGAUAUCAUAUCGAGUCAUAUUUCCAUCUGGUCAGCAAGCUUUCAGCCUUUGCUUUUUCCUGUCUGUAAAGGGAAGAAAGAUCAAAAUCUGAAUCCAAAAUGAGGGAAAUAUAAUUGUGUAAAAGCAAAUAAUGAAAUACCGAGGGGGGAGAAAAAGUUAUUUUUGGGAUGAACUCCAGCUUUGACAGAAUUCUUGGAAUCCAGUUAGUGCUAUAACUUUAACGUUGCUAUUUCUAAAACAAAAAUCAGCUUGAAUUUUAUUUGGAUGUUCUGUGUUCAUUUAUCGACUUCAGCCUACUCAACCCAGCUCCAGGAAGGUUACCUUCCCUUUGUAUUUUCCUCUAUU